CGAUCCCACGUGAUCUCAUAAGCACUCCUCCAAUGAGAGAGAGCAGAGGGCGGGCUUUCACUGCCGACAGCCAAUGUCGUGCCACGUUUGUAAUACGUUACAUAGCAUUAGUCGCAUCCGGGUGAGCGUCUUGUGGUUCGCUCAGGUUUUACUCAGAAGCUUGGCUUUCGGUCUUCAGGAUGUACAGAUCCUUUCGGGUGCUACUGCAGGUGCUGUGGGCCCAGCUUCUCUGUGGGUGGGUGCUGGGCUCCGAGCUAACAUUUGAGCUGCCAGACAACGCCAAACAGUGUUUCUAUGAGGACGUCAUCGUUGGCACCAAGUGUACACUGGAGUUUCAGGUUGUGACCGGUGGCCAUUAUGAUGUGGACUGUCGUUUGGAGGACCCAGAUGGAACCACUCUCUACAAGGAGAUGAAGAAGCAAUAUGACAGCUUUACCUUCACAGCAGCCAAGAACGGCACCUUCAAGUUCUGUUUCAGCAACGAGUUCUCCACCUUCACACACAAGACAGUUUACUUUGACUUUCAGGUUGGGGAUGACCCUCCACUCUUCCCCAAUGAGAACAGAGUCACUGCUCUUACCCAGUGUGAGUCAGCCUGCGUGUCCAUCCAUGAGGCCCUGAAGUCAGUCAUCGACUACCAGACACACUUCCGCCUCCGUGAGGCCCAGGGACGCAGUCGGGCAGAGGACCUCAAUACCCGUGUUGCUUUCUGGUCUAUUGGAGAAGCCAUUAUUCUUCUGGUGGUCAGCAUCAGUCAGGUGGUCCUGCUGAGAAGCUUCUUCUCUGACAAGAAGACGACUACAACACGAGUCGGAUCGUAACAGCCUCUGAUCCUGGAUUCAUUACUUUCUUUAUUCGUACCUUGGCUUGUGUGCUUAGAGUGUGUACGAAUAUCAGUGCUGAACUAAAAUUGGAUCAUAUCAAACUUCCAGGUAGUACAAUCUGACAUGUUAUCCUUGUUCAGCACUGGCAUUCUAGCAAACUUUAUGCAAAAGAGGUUUGAGUAAAAAGGUUGUAUGUGUUAAGAAAUUUUUUUUGAGGUGGUAAAAGAGGAGAAACCUGAAGAAAGGCUUGCAUGUAACUAUCUGUAUUGGAGGUGGUUCAGGCAGCUGUGCACAUAGUUACAGCAAACUUACUUCAAAUAUUCUUAAUGAUUUCUAAAUGUUUUCUUAUUUUAUUUGUGUCCUUUACUCCCACCCCCCAUCAUCUCACAUCGUCUCCCCCAGAUCUGUUCCAUUUUUCAGCCAAAACUGUGCACUGAAAUAACCACGGCAGUAGAAGUUAUGACUAAAUGUUUAAAGUAGGGAGAGCAUUCGCUCUCUAAACCCACAUUGGCAAGGCAAAAGAUUUGGUUAUGAAAAAUCUGUGGCAUCUUUUUCUUUGUUAUUAAAUCUCACUGUAUAAAGUGAGAAAGGCUCGAUAUUGUGUUUGCUUUUAUCAGCUCUGUCAUUUCCGAUGAGUUAUUAACUGGGAGUGUACUGUACAGAGAGUCAGCCAUCUUAUAAUCUAAUAAUACCAUGAAGCAGUUUGCAUUUGGGUUGAGGGAUACAAUUUAGAAGUGCAGAUGGUUUCCUGUUAGUGUCUGCUGCCAAAUCCUUGAAUUGGAUUUUAGAUUCCAUUUACCCAAAGACGCAUGGAAGCAAAGACGUGCUUCUGUUUGAUCACACUUUAAUAAAGGUUGGGGCUUCUUUUUUCACAUCUAUGUGACUUACUGCGGGACACAAAAAAAUUACUAACAUUAUUCUUGUGUUUUGAAAAUGACACAUUUUGCGUCAGGUGGCAAUGCCAGCAUUUUGAAGUGCACCACCAUGUUAAAUGUUUUUGUCUUUCACUGGUUCCCUUGCAAUGUCAUGUCUAAUUCUGCCUUUGCUGUUGGAAGUGUAACAACUUAUUUAUCUUGUGGGUCACUGUUGUCCUCCUGUUUUUAUACAGCACUGUUGUAAUAUCCAAGAUUUGUUUGCAAAAUAAUGCUUGAAUGUAAGAUAAUACUUGUAACUAUGAGUCAUAGUUGUAAUUUUGUCAUCCCCUCACUGACCACUUAAGAUUUGGACAGUUAAUAUCUAAUGUCUCUGUUUAUUUUCCAGUGUGAUUGUUCAUUUUCUCAUCAGUAACACUCAAAGAAAAAUUCAAAAAAUAAAUGGUUAAUUCUUAAGAUUUUAGCUAGAUAAUAUGAGCAGGUAGCGCUAAAUAUGAUAACUGCAGGCUUGGUUCAGCCUGAUAGUGUCUCUUUGGCCAGGAUUCGCAUGAAAGUUGUUCUUUCUCAAAAUCUGACAGCUCUUAGUCAUAGUCAUUUUGAUUGUUGUCAUUGUUUAUUUGUAGAAUAUUCACAGUGCACAACAACUAUGAAUGUGACUUAGAUCUGAUCACCUGUUGACAAAGCCAAGAGACUUGAGAAUUCUGCUAUAAUUGUGUCUUUUGUACGAAUGAAAAUGACAGAUGUUGACACCUAACCCAUAGAAACACACAACACGUAUUUGACUUUAUACUGUGGUGACGUGGAAAACUGCUAAAACACCUGUUGUUAUUGCCAUUUUUUAAUUCUGGGCUUGACUGUUCUUCCAUUGUUCUGCUUCCCCCCUUUCACCAUAUGCUCAUUGAUAGUUUUGUUAAGUGGUGCACUUUUUAAAUUAGGUCAUCUUUGGACACAGGUUCAGCUUUGAGGUAUUCUGGGAAUUUGUUAAGUUAUUGGGAUGGCUGAAUAAACUUUCUGUUAAAAAUG
This is a messenger RNA of Acanthopagrus latus (yellowfin seabream), 2719 nucleotides long. RefSeq names its product transmembrane p24 trafficking protein 7 (gene tmed7). The record is from RefSeq and is a predicted model, not a curated record. The transcript is spliced from 4 exons. Gene Ontology annotation, biological process: Golgi organization; intracellular protein transport; endoplasmic reticulum to Golgi vesicle-mediated transport. Gene Ontology annotation, cellular component: Golgi apparatus; endoplasmic reticulum-Golgi intermediate compartment; COPII-coated ER to Golgi transport vesicle. Lineage: Eukaryota; Metazoa; Chordata; Actinopteri; Spariformes; Sparidae. The coding region runs from base 180 to 821 and encodes 213 amino acids.